AUGGCUAGUGUAACUGGUCGACGUUUUUUUGUUGGUGGAAAUUGGAAAAUGAAUUAUUCAAAAACUAUUUUAGAAAAAGUUAAUAAUGCAUUGAAUAAUACAAAAGAUAUUGAUGUUGAUAUUGUAUGUGCACCACCAGCUCUUUUUAUAAAAGAUUUUAUUUCAUCAAAACCAGCACAUGUUCAAGUAGCUGCACAAAAUUGUUAUCAUGCUAAGGAAGGUGCAUUUACUGGUGAAAUUAGUCCGGAAAUGUUAAAAGAAGCUGGUUGUAAUUGGGUUAUUCUUGGUCAUUCAGAACGACGAACAUUAUUUCAUGAAGAUGAUGAAUUUUUGAAAAAAAAAAUUGAUUAUGUUCUCAAUAAAACUGAUGUUAAUGUUAUUGCUUGUAUUGGUGAAACAUUACAAGAACGUGAAGCUGGUAAAACAAAUGAAGUUGUCGAACGACAAGUUAAAGCUUAUCAAGAAAAAAUUGCCAAUGAUCAAUAUAAUCGUGUUGUGAUAGCUUAUGAACCUGUUUGGGCUAUUGGUACAGGUAAAGUUGCUACACCUCAACAAGCACAAGAAGUUCAUCAACAUUUACGAAAAUUUAUUGAACAAAAUGCAAAUGCUGAUAUUGCAAAAAAUAUUCGUAUUAUUUAUGGUGGUUCAGUUAGUGGAUCAAAUUGUAAAGAAUUAGCUCAACAAUCUGACAUUGAUGGUUUUCUUGUUGGAGGUGCUUCGCUCAAACCAGAAUUUGAACAGAUCUGCAAAUCACGUCAAAAUUAA
Rotaria sp. Silwood1 is the source of this 765-nucleotide messenger RNA. The record is from the annotation of a GenBank genome assembly. NCBI's taxonomy places the organism in Eukaryota, Metazoa, Rotifera, Eurotatoria, Philodinida, Philodinidae.